AUGAAGACCACACAGUUACAAACUCUACAGAAACAUCUGGAUGAAAUAAACAAGACAAUGUCUGGCAUCAAGGAUGAAAUCAAUGCAGGAAACAAAGCUACUGAAAGUGAUAACUUAUCAAAUAUUUUUAGCAUAAAUUCUAAAGUAGAUUUAUACAGAAGUCUUCCACACAAAAUUAUGCCAUUUUUACCCAAAUUCAAGCCGGGAAAAAACCAAGGAGAAAAACUCAGUAAAGUAUUUGGAAGUUUAUCGUCAGGUUCUCUUACUUCAGACAAACAUGGCUACGGCAUGAAGACAACAAAGAAAUCACCAGAAGCUGGAUCCUCUCCUCCAGUCAAAGAGCUGCUUGAUGAAACAGAAAUUGCCGCCACCAUAGACACUGGGUAUGGAGUACUUUACAGUGUGGCCUGUCUGAGUGAUGAAAAAAUCUGGACAAGUGGCUAUGAUAAAACCAUGAACCUCUUCAGCAUCAAUCAGGGAUCAGUACUAAAGUCAAUCAGAACUAAGUCAGGGAGAUGGCCAUAUGACAUAGCAGUGACAAAAAGUGGUAAUCUACUAUAUACUGAUUACAAUGAUAGAACUGUGAACAUUGUGAAGAAUGAGAAGAUAGAGGAGGUGAUCAGAAUACAGAACUGGAGACCUUGGGGUCUCUGUAGUACCUCCUCUGAUGACCUCCUGGUUAUUAUAUACAGUGAUGAUAACAAACAGUCAAAAGUUGUCCAUUACUCAGGCUCCACAGAGAAAAAAAUCAUUCAGUUUGAUGACAUAGGCAAUUUUUCUAGUCCUUAUUACAGAUACAUAACUGAGAACAGGAACCUGGAUAUCUGUGUGUCUGACAGUAGAGCUAAAGCAGUAGUAGUGGUCAAUCAGGCCGGGAAACUGAGAUUCAGGUACACUGGACAUAGUCCUGCUCCAAAGAACAAACCAUUCAGUCAACGAGGAAUUUCCACAGACAGUCAUAGUCACAUCCUUUCAGCUGAUGAAUACAAUGACUGUGUCCACAUCAUAGACCAAGUUGGACAGUUCCUCCAUUACAUAGUCUGUGGACUGAGUGAUCCCUGGGGACUUUGUACAGAUACAAAUGACAAUCUGUUUGAUGCUCAGUAUGGAAACAGACAGAUGAAAAAAUUGAAAUAUCUGCAAUAA
This is a messenger RNA of Saccostrea cuccullata (small rock oyster), 1146 nucleotides long. RefSeq lists its product as uncharacterized. Gene Ontology annotation, biological process: protein polyubiquitination; proteasome-mediated ubiquitin-dependent protein catabolic process; negative regulation of translation. Gene Ontology annotation, molecular function: ubiquitin protein ligase activity; translation repressor activity. The transcript has a single exon. Bases 1 to 1146 code for a protein of 381 amino acids. NCBI's taxonomy places the organism in Eukaryota, Metazoa, Mollusca, Bivalvia, Ostreida, Ostreidae. The record is from RefSeq and is a predicted model, not a curated record.